ACGCGCUCGCCGCGAGCCCGGCAACCCCAUUGCAAUGGCGCUGUCGGUACAGGUCUCCGCCGUCGCCGCCCCGCAUGUCCUCCCUCUCCCACGCCGCCUCGCGUCUGCUCCGGGCCCGGCGCCUCCUCUCACUCUCCACCGGUCCGGCUCCGGCUCCGUUCGGUUGACGCGGCGGGCGAGCGUGCGGGUCCGCGCGGGCGCCAGCGGAGGCGGGCGGAGGAGGGAGUCCCCGUACGAGGUGCUCGGUGUGGUGCCGUCGGCGUCGCCCGCCGAGAUCAAGCGCGCGUACCGGCGCCUCGCGCUCAAGUACCACCCGGACGUCAACAAGGAGGCGAAUGCUCAGGCGAAGUUUCUGAGGAUCAAGCACGCCUACAACACGCUGAUGAACUCCGUUAGCCGGCCCAAGUAUUCGGGUAGCAGCAGCGGCGGCGGCAGCCAUGAUGCAGAAGAGGAGUUCGAUUGGCUCGCGGCUGUCAUUAAAGAGCUGGAAACAUAUCUGAACUCGGAAGAUGGCCUGGAUUUAGAGUGCAAACCUGAAAGCGUGUGGGAAGUAGUGUUUUCGUUUUUUCUAAUAAUCGCCAUGCUUAUCUUCGUGCAUCAAAAAGACUUGAUUGUCCUCAUCAAGUUCUUAUCAUUAGAAGUGCGCAUUUUCAUCAAAAAGAGUUGUAUGACAAUCAACUCUUGUAUCAACUCUUGUAUCAGGAAGAGUUGA
Triticum aestivum (bread wheat) is the source of this 712-nucleotide messenger RNA. RefSeq names its product chaperone protein DnaJ-like. The record is from RefSeq and is a predicted model, not a curated record. Bases 35 to 712 code for a protein of 225 amino acids. NCBI's taxonomy places the organism in Eukaryota, Viridiplantae, Streptophyta, Magnoliopsida, Poales, Poaceae. Gene Ontology annotation, cellular component: cytoplasm. The transcript has 3 exons. Gene Ontology annotation, biological process: protein refolding.